AUGCCUAGCAAGUACGACGAUGGAGAAAGCCGCCUAAACGAGUAUGAAGUAAUUAAAAAGAUCGGAAAUGGAAGAUUUGGUGAGGUAUUCCUUGUAAAGCAUAAAAGGACACAAGAGUUCUUCUGCUGGAAGGCUAUAUCUUAUAGGGGCUUGAAAGAAAGAGAAAAGUCUCAACUAGUAAUCGAAGUAAAUGUGAUGAGAGAACUAAAGCACAAGAACAUUGUUCGGUACAUAGAUCGCUUCCUGAAUAAAGCCAAUCAGAAGUUAUAUAUCCUGAUGGAGUUCUGUGACGCAGGGGAUCUGUCAAGGAACAUACAGAAAUGCUACAAGAUGUUUGGCAAAAUAGAAGAGCAUGCAAUUGUAGAUAUUACGAGGCAGUUACUACAUGCAUUAGCUUAUUGUCAUAAUUUGAAGGAUGGACCAAAUGGAGAGAGAGUGUUGCAUCGAGAUUUGAAGCCACAAAAUAUAUUUUUAUCAACUGGGAUUCGCCACAUAGGGAAGAUAACCGCUCAAGCGAACAAUCUAAAUGGAAGACCUAUCGCCAAGAUAGGAGAUUUUGGACUUAGUAAAAAUAUCGGCAUAGAAAGUAUGGCGCACUCCUGUGUUGGUACCCCGUACUACUGGUCUCCUGAAUUGCUAUUGCAUGAAACGAAGAGCUAUGAUGACAAGAGUGACAUGUGGGCUCUUGGUUGCAUCAUCUAUGAACUCUGCUCGGGCAAGACUCCAUUUCAUAAGGCGAACAAUUUUUCGCAACUCAUUUCUGAACUGAAGAGAGGACCUGAAUUGCCAAUUAAAGGGAAGUCAAAGGAUCUAAACAUGUUGAUAAGGAAUCUGCUGAGCUUGUCUGCGAAAGAACGACCCAGCGCUCUGCAAUGCCUGGGGUAUCAGAUCAUUAAGAAUGUGGGUCUUCCUGGGGGAGGGGCGGUGAGUGUGCCUACCACUCUCGGUGCUGUCGUCACGAGGAGGAAUCCAUCCAAGGAGCAUGGCGGUAUGCAGCUAGCCACCAUGGAAAAUGGAGAAGUAGGCAAUGCAGGCAAUGCAGCCAGUGCAGUCAAUAGAGCCAAUGCUCCCAAUGCAGACAUUUCACAGAAUGUCCUGCUCAACCAAAGGAACGACGAACAACGCGGAAGCAGAAGCUCCAGCUGCGUCAGCAGACAGAGCGCCAACAAUGUUACGAGUAAGGAUGAUAGGAAGUACCCCCGUGAUGGAGCUACUACCUACCAUGCGGUUAAUGGGCACUACGGCGGUCUGGUUGAUAAGGGCCACGCGGAGAGGACCCGCAUCGAAAAGGAGAACGCGCAUCGAAAGGCGCUGGAGAUGAAGAUCCUGGAGAAGAAGCGAAUCGAGCGGCUAGAACGAGAGCGAGUGGAACGGCUAGAACGGGAGAGAGCUGAGCGACUAGAACGAGAGCGAGUUGAGCGGCUAGAACGGGAGCGAGUUGAGCGGCUAGAACGGGAGCGAGUUGAGCGGCUGGAACGGGAGAGAGCUGAGCGACUGGAACGGGAGCGAAUGGACCGCCUCGAACGAGACCGAUUGGAGAAGGCGCGGCGAAACUCGUACUUUCUCAAAGACAUGGAGAAUCGGCCCAGCGGAGGAGGCGGGCCAUCCGACGGGCCCAGCGUGGGGGCCAGCGACGGCAGGAGUCACAGCGGUGUGCGCAGCAGUGUGCACAGCAGCAUACAGAGCAGUGCGAGAGGUGGCGUACACGAGAGCGUACGAAGCGGCGUGCAAGACAGCAUACGAAGCGUCGUGCAUGACAGUGUGAGAAGUGGGGUACACGAGAGCAUACGAAGCGGUAUGCCUGACCAUGUGCGCAAGAGCACGACCAGUGCUGCGAAGGUCGAAGGGAUGGGGAACGGGAGAGCUCGGCCGCCAAGCCAAGGCACUCACGGCGGAAGCUUCUCCAAAGGGAAGGACACAAGUGACCCGGUAAGUAACUACAAGCCAUACAUAUAUGACAGUAGAAAAGGAAAGAACUACCACGAGACCUUUGAUAGGAGCGACUUGCAUGGCUACAUGAAGAAUAGCUCCAUAACCACGACGAUACCCUCAAGUCAUAUUAUGCAGAUACAAGGAAACACAGCAAUGAAUGUGAAUUCUAAGUAUCUGGGGGGAGGGGGAUAUGGAGGGUAUAGCAAUCAUAGCAGCACUGGUCAGUAUAUUACCAACUCGAUGGAGAGUCAAAAGUAUCGGGACCAUCACAAGUACAGUGUUGGGUUAGCCAAGAAUCCAAAGGAGAUAUACAAAGAGACGGGGAAUUCGAUUUGUUCCACGGAGUCGAAAUACGAACGGGUGUAUAAUCAUAGUAACAGGGGGGGGAGAAGUGGUGAUGGGGGAAGAAGCGGUGACGGAGCAAGAAGCAAUGAUCAUGGUCGAAGCAGUGAUCAUGGUCGAAGCAGUGAUCGUGGUCGAAGCGGUGACGGGAGGAGAAGCGAUAAUGGGGGUCGAAGCGACGACCGGGACGGCGGGACCUGCAAGAGCAACAGGGUGUCUAACAUCUACUUCAAUGACAACGCCAGGAGGAGCGUCAGCGCCCUGCCACACAUGAAUGCAAUAGACGAGAAAAGAGCUGUCAUGUAUAAUAACACCUUCGAUGAGGGUACCCUUAGUAAGAAGAGUACCCAAGUAGAUCGGAGUUACAAACACCUAGAGAAGGAUAGGGAAUAUCUUCUGGAGAAACGCAAGAUGCUUGUGGAGAAGGAGAAGGGCAUCUACGACCGAAUGCGCCACGGAAACGACUACGCGUAUGCGGCUGUGCGGGGAUUCGACCGAGGCGAAGACAAGAAGCCAAACGAGCUGGAUAGGCGAAACAGAAGCCUCUCCAUGUGCAUGAACGAGCAAGAGAAGCGAAGGGACUCCUCCACGUACAACGUGAAGAGGGAGUACCACGAGGAGCAGGAGCGGGGAGAACCGAGCAGCAGCUACACCGUGCAGAAGAGAAACAUGUACGCCUUGAAGAACUUCACGCACAACGGUUCGGACGCAUACAAGUGCAGGUAG
This is a messenger RNA of Plasmodium inui San Antonio 1, 3000 nucleotides long. RefSeq names its product NEK protein kinase. Gene Ontology annotation, cellular component: nucleus; cytoplasm; centrosome. The transcript has 2 exons. The coding region runs from base 1 to 3000 and encodes 999 amino acids. The record is from RefSeq and is a predicted model, not a curated record. NCBI's taxonomy places the organism in Eukaryota, Apicomplexa, Aconoidasida, Haemosporida, Plasmodiidae. Gene Ontology annotation, biological process: protein phosphorylation; chromosome segregation. Gene Ontology annotation, molecular function: ATP binding; protein kinase activity.